AUGACUUUAUCCCAAUGCAGUUCAACAGAGACACUCAAAGACCCCAGGGUCACAACACAAUCAGUUGACUCAAGCCCUAAUCUAUCACCCCGCGAUGAGAAGGAUAUUACUGUACCAUCAACACCCGCGGAGUCAAUCAACCUUGAGAGUCAAACCCCCGCACCACCACCAUACCAUGUUUUCCCUCGGUCUCGCAAGCUGCAACUGGUUUGCAUCGUCUCUCUCGCUGCCAUCUUCUCCCCAUUAUCUUCCAACAUCUAUUUCCCCGCUCUCUCCGAGAUUUCUAAAGAGCUCAAUGUGUCCAUGUCUCUAGUCACUUUGACUGUCACAGUAUACAUGAUUGUCCAAGGCCUUGCUCCCAGCUUCUGGGGCUCUUUCUCGGAUGUGCUCGGCCGCCGUGUUAUUUUUAUUGGUACAUUUGCUGUAUACAUCAUUUCUAACAUUGCACUGGCUGUUUCCACAAACUAUGGAGAGCUCAUGGCAUUCCGAGCUUUGCAGGCCGCGGGAAGUGCCGCAACUAUCUCGAUCGGUGCGGGUGUCAUUGGUGACAUCACUACCUCAGCAGAGCGAGGCAGUUUGAUUGGAAUUUUCGGUGGUGUACGCAUGUUGGGCCAAGGUAUUGGACCAGUGUUCGGUGGUAUUUUGUCUCAAUACCUCGGAUUCCGAUCUAUCUUCUGGUUCUUGGUUAUCGUGUCCGGAAUCAGUCUCACCUCUAUCCUCGUGUUCCUCCCAGAGACGCUUCGUCCGAUUGCUGGAAAUGGCACUGUCCCCCUCAACGGUAUCCACAAGCCAUUCAUUUACUACGUGACCGGCCAGAAAGAUGCUGAAGAGAGUUCAAAGCCCACCGGCAAGAAGGCCAAGGUCACCUUGAAGACUGUGCUAGCACCUCUCACUUUCUUGGGCGAGAAAGAUGUCUUCAUCACCUUGUUCUACGGAAGUAUCGUCUACACUGUUUGGUCAAUGGUUACCUCUUCUACAUCAGCCUUGUUCGAAGAGAAAUAUGGUCUCAACUCUCUGGAAGUCGGCCUGACCUUCCUUGGAAAUGGCUUCGGCUGUAUGACCGGCUCCUACACCAUCGGAUACCUGAUGGACUUCAACCACAAGCGCACCGAACGCGAAUAUUGUCAAAAGCACAAUCUGCCCAUUGAUACUCGCAUCAACUCCAAGUCCCACCCUGACUUCCCUAUCGAGUACGCUCGCAUGCGCAACACCUGGUGGAUCACUGCCAUUUUCAUCGUUUGUGUCGCUGUCUACGGAUUCUCCCUCCGUACCCAUCUCGCCGUGCCUAUCAUUCUCCAAUUCAUCAUCGCCUAUGGAUCUACCGCUAUCUUUACUAUGAACAGUGCCCUCGUGAUCGAUCUGUAUCCCGGUGCAAGUGCUAGCGCUACAGCAGUCAACAACCUGAUGAGAUGCUUGAUCGGUGCCGGAGGUGUUGCAGCCUCUCAGCCAAUCAUCGAUGCCAUCACUGCUCAAUGGACGUUCCUUCUGCUUGCGGGUAUUACCCUCGCUAUGGUACCUCUCUUGAUGGUCGAGAUGAAGUGGGGAUACGGAUGGCGCCUUGAGCGCCACGAGCGGUUCCAGAAGAAGGAAAACAAGGCUUGA
This is a messenger RNA of Penicillium brevicompactum, 1602 nucleotides long. RefSeq names its product MFS transporter. The coding region runs from base 1 to 1602 and encodes 533 amino acids. Gene Ontology annotation, biological process: transmembrane transport. NCBI's taxonomy places the organism in Eukaryota, Fungi, Ascomycota, Eurotiomycetes, Eurotiales, Aspergillaceae. The record is from RefSeq and is a predicted model, not a curated record. The transcript is spliced from 3 exons. Gene Ontology annotation, molecular function: transmembrane transporter activity.